Messenger RNA from Soboliphyme baturini, 1152 nucleotides. Lineage: Eukaryota; Metazoa; Nematoda; Enoplea; Dioctophymatida; Soboliphymatidae. The record is from the annotation of a GenBank genome assembly.
AUGCGAAGAAACAAAGUCCCAGGAAGAGGAUGCAUGGCUGAGCGUCUCAAAUCAGCGAUUAUUUCCAAAGAGCCAGCGGCACAGUUGCAUCUGCGACACGUUUUUAUAUCCUUAUUUUGUACAAUUUCAGUGAACGUUAGUCAUUCUCUUACGGAAACCUACGCUGAUAUCUUGCCGGUUAGAGAUCAGUCAUCAAUUUCCGCGUUUGUGAGUAUCAUGAGAGGUUGUGACAACAUGUGCAGUUUUUGCAUUGUCCCAUUCACACGAGGUCGAGAACGAAGUCGCCCUGUGAACUCUAUACUUGAUGAGGUCAAAAAACUAAUAGACCAGGGAGUGAAGGAAAUAACGCUGUUGGGUCAGAAUGUGAAUAGCUACUGCGAUACGGCUACUACAAAUCUGACGAACGAAUCUGUCAUGCACCCUUCAUCUGUAUUGUCACCUGGCUUUUCGGCAAAAUAUAAGCCGAAAACCAAUGGUGUUCGUUUUGCUGAGCUUCUGGACAGAGUUUCGGCCGUUAAUCCGGAGAUUCGAUUCAGAUUUACCUCACCGCAUCCUAAAGACUUCCCCGAUGAGCUUUUGCAGAUCAUGAAGGAACGAACUAAUAUUUGUAAACAUAUUCAUUUACCUGCGCAAAGUGGAAGCGACGCGAUGCUCAGCUCUAUGAAGCGUGGGCACAAUAGAGAGGCUUACCUUAAUCUCGUCGAAAGGAUUCGCAGCAUUAUUCCAGGUGUAACGCUGUCCAGUGAUUUCAUAACCGGCUUCUGCGGCGAGACUGAAGACGACCACCAACAGACGCUGGAGUUGAUGAAUGCCGUUCGCUACAAUUAUUGUUUCGUUUUCAUGUACAGCAUGCGAAAGAAAACUAACGCUUUUUACCACCUAAAAGACGAUGUGCCUCUUGAGACGAAGAAGCGAAGGCUGGAGGAACUGUCACAGACAUUCAGGAAAUGCGCCCUUGAGAUCAACCGCUCUCUGAUAGACACUGAGCAGCUGGUGCUUGUUGAAAAGACAAGCAAGCGUUCUGCCAGUGACUGGAUGGGUCGUAAUAAUGGCGGAAUCAAGGUUAUUUUACCCAAAUGCGUCCUACCUGAUAAAAGGUCUGGUGUGAAGGAGGUGGAGCCUGGAGAUUACGUCGCAGUGAAGGUAAUAUGA